AAUAAAAAAAAUAUUCUCUUUGCAUUAAAAAUGUCGUCUAUCUUCAAAAGAAUGGCUACUCAUCGUACGCUGGCACUUACUGCCUAUAAUCGUUCGCUACUGAAAGCGCGUUCGUUAUCGUUCAUUCCAUCUGCUGCCAAAGUUACAAAUAAACCUGCCAUUUCUACCCCUCUCCAUCAUGAUACUGCCAGUACCUUAAAUACAGAAGAACAGACCCAAAUUCGCUCAUUAUGUAAUGAUGAAAAUCAAUCCAUAAAUCGAGAAAUUUUGCUCAAUCAGCAACAGAGACAUCCAUCAUCGAGCGAAGCUACUUUCCAGCCGGUUUAUAACUAUGUCUUUGAUGAAUAAGGCGGUGUGUUUAUUAUCGGAUCAUUCGCUUGUAUUGUUUGUUUGUAUGUGUGCACCCAUAAAUAAAAUCUUAGAUGGGAGUAAAUUUCUAUGACUUUGUCGUUGUUUUUAGUGGCACAAUCUCACAAUGCAAAUAA
Molecule: messenger RNA, 485 nt
Organism: Mycotypha africana
Lineage: Eukaryota; Fungi; Mucoromycota; Mucoromycetes; Mucorales; Mycotyphaceae
Exons: 1
Coding region: 31-348 (105 amino acids)
Source: RefSeq, a predicted model, not a curated record